Messenger RNA from Syzygium oleosum, 741 nucleotides. RefSeq names its product 40S ribosomal protein S23. Gene Ontology annotation, biological process: translation. Bases 143 to 571 code for a protein of 142 amino acids. Lineage: Eukaryota; Viridiplantae; Streptophyta; Magnoliopsida; Myrtales; Myrtaceae. Gene Ontology annotation, molecular function: structural constituent of ribosome. The transcript has 4 exons. Gene Ontology annotation, cellular component: ribosome; cytosolic small ribosomal subunit. The record is from RefSeq and is a predicted model, not a curated record.
AGUGUAUAUAUACCGCCAUCGACGAGCGCCUGGGAGCUAGGGUUUCUUCUUGCAGCAGCUGCCGCGCUCUGGUCUUCUUCAACCUCUCUCUCCAAAUUUCCUCCAGGAGCCGAACCACGCCUGCUCAGCUAACUCAGCCACCAUGGGGAAGACACGUGGUAUGGGAGCUGGUCGCAAAUUGAAGUCUCACCGAAGGAGGCAGAGAUGGGCUGACAAGUCAUACAAGAAAUCCCAUCUCGGCAAUGAGUGGAAGAAGCCAUUUGCUGGGUCUUCUCAUGCCAAGGGCAUUGUCCUUGAGAAGAUAGGUAUUGAGGCUAAGCAGCCUAACUCUGCCAUUAGAAAAUGUGCUAGAGUUCAGCUCAUCAAAAACGGGAAGAAGAUAGCUGCUUUCGUGCCCAAUGAUGGUUGCCUUAACUACAUAGAGGAAAAUGAUGAAGUUUUGAUUGCCGGUUUUGGCCGAAAGGGUCAUGCCGUGGGAGAUAUUCCUGGUGUCAGGUUCAAGGUCGUGAAGGUUUCUGGAGUGUCCCUCCUGGCCCUAUUCAAGGAAAAGAAGGAGAAGCCUCGGUCUUAAGUUUGGAUUAUGGCUUUUGCCCAUGAUGUCAGUUUAGAAACUUUAAUCACAUUUUUGGAUGUUGAGUUUUGAUUUUGGCCUUCUGAACAAUCCGUGAUGAUUUGUCUAGCUUAUUGUAUCGGUUUCUCUUCGAGUUGGAAGUCUCUCUCUAUAAAUUUAUCGAUUACUCA